AUGUAUGGGCGGGACCUUGAUGCUGUGGCUCCACCUCCAGGUCACUACUGUGCAGACUGUGACCCUCAGCUCCAGGUACAUGUGAGGAGAUCAACAGCCAAUCCAUCUUCUACCUGGACAGAGCUGACCUGUCACAGCAAGUGUCAGCUCCCUGAUCAUCUUUCCUACAUUUGGUUCAAUAACAAUAAACCUGUUGGACGAAGAAAAUACUUUCACCUCCGACACGUUGAUGCUGAAGACAGCUAUCACUGUGCUAUAGAAGGACAGGAGCGUUUCCCUUCUCCCACAGUGUACGCUCCAAAGCCUCCCUCUGUGUCAGUGAGUCCCUCUGGUGAGAUCAUGGAGGGCAGCUCGGUGACUCUGACCUGCAGCAGUGAUGCUAACCCAGCAGCUCACUACACCUGGUACAAGGGGAACCGAGCUCUGCUUCAAGGACCAGAGGGCAUUUAUCGUCUCUCCUCCAUCAGCUCUGGGGACAGCGGGGUCUACUCCUGCAAGUCUGAGAAUCAGUACGGAUUCAACUCCAGGUCUUUACAGUUAGACGUCCGGUAUGCUCCAAAGCCUCCCUCUGUGUCAGCGAGUCCCUCUGGUGAGAUCAUGGAGGGCAGCUCGGUGACUCUGACCUGCAGCAGUGAUGCUAACCCAGCAGCUCACUACACCUGGUCCAAGGAGGACGAGGACUCACCAACAGCAUCAGGACAAAACUUCACCAUCACUAAUAUCACAGCUGAACAUGGUGGAAAGUAUCAGUGUGAGGCCCAGAACACACACGGACGUAGUUACACCACCUUCCAUCUGACUGUUGGAGCAGGGAAGUCAGUGAUAAUCAUGAAUACCAUCAGGUGCACUCUGGUGGUCGUGCUGGUUCCAGUGCUGGUCUGGACUCUGUGGACGAGGAUGAAGAAAACUCUGAGCUUGAAAUCAGAAGUGAAUGAAGCUGUGGAGAUGAUAGAGUUGGACAACUGUCCUGAGGAUGAGAACAUUGCUGCUGCAGCACAGACAGAAGACACCGAGGAGCAGGAAGACCUGGUGUGAAGCCUCAGGUCAGAGCCACUGGGACAAACACAACCAAGAUGGACGACUUCAGAGAACAUCCGUACGAGCGAGUUUUACAGAAAACAUAGUGUGUAGUUAUUAAAUACAGGAAAUCUGUCCAAGCAGCAAAAUAUCUGAGUGUAAGCGCAGAG
Molecule: messenger RNA, 1187 nt
Organism: Limanda limanda (common dab)
Lineage: Eukaryota; Metazoa; Chordata; Actinopteri; Pleuronectiformes; Pleuronectidae
Product: B-cell receptor CD22-like
Exons: 7
Coding region: 1-1035 (344 amino acids)
Source: RefSeq, a predicted model, not a curated record